ACGCGCGCACUCAGCAGCAGUCACCUGUAGAUAUGCGGAAGUGAAGCAAGUAACACAGAUAUCGAAGAGUUGGCAUGGAUCUAUAAUGUGAGAUGUGGGCUACAUGUUAAAUGUUUUGUUGACUUUAAGUAUGGAGUAAAGAGUCAUACGUUCGGACAGAGCAGCAGAAGGGAACACUUUUCUUGUUGGAUGAAGGAUACUUUUCUCUAACCGAACGUCACAUCAAUACUGGAACAACUUCCAACAUGUUCUUCAAGACUGUCGAGGAAAGUAUUGAGCUGUGCGAUGGACAAAAGGACAGUUACAGCACUGAUCCUUUACUUCCUUCAACGCCCACCCAGAGGACAUUUGACUAUGUACUGGUGGCCCAUGUGGUGAACGAUGACACGGACCAGAAGGCUCAGAGACAGAGAGCAUUUAUCCAGCAGCUAGAAAAGAAAAAAAUCUCUGUCACUCGGAUCGUCCAUGAUGACAAAGUGUUUUUCGGUCUCCGUGCUCCCAGUGAGAUGUUUGAAGACUACCAGUACCUGCUCAAAGUCUCAGACUCCUGCAACUGGUGUGGAGAUGAAAGGGGCUCUGUCACACAGGCUACCAGAAUCCGAAUGGUCAAUUUCAUCCUUCAACAUACCUACAUCAACACAGGAGAAAACCUGGAGGAGCUGUUGAUGAAGCAUGUGUUUGAAACCAUGUUCUGCCUCCAUGAGAGAAAGAAGCAGAAAGAUCUGAAGAAGAAGUGGGCUCGAUGGUCGGGUCUGUUUACAGAGCAACCAUUUAACGACAUCAAGUGUUACUUUGGAGAGAAAGUGGCUUUGUACUACUUGUGGCUGGGCUGGUAUACCAAACUGCUGGUUCCAGCUGCUGCUCUGGGUGUUCUAGUGUUCCUGUAUGGACUCGCCUUUUUCAACACCAACCCUCUCAUUACGGAAGUGUGUCAGUCCGACAUAAUUAUGUGUCCUCGCUGUGAUAAGAGAUGUACAGUGUGGCAGCUGUCCGAAACCUGCACCUAUGCUAAGGUCAGCCACCUGUUUGACAAUGAGGGCACUGUGGCUUUUGCUAUGUUCAUGGCAAUCUGGGCCACUCUGUUUCUGGAGCUGUGGAAGAGACAAAGAGCCAGACAUGUUUCUCAGUGGAAGGUCUAUGACUGGUGUGAGGAGGAGGAGGAACUGAUUCUGGAAAUAGUCAAUGAUCCAAACUGUCAACCCAAACAGUUCAGACACUCCUACCUGCGCAGCACUCUGGUCCUCAUUCUAGUAACUCUUAUGCUGAUGCUGAUCAUCGGUCUCGCUCAUGCCCUGGUGGUGUUUCGAGUGGUCGCUGCCCCCUUGAUGUCUGAGGGCAAAUGGGAUUUUAUCAAGGACCAUGCCAACAUUGUGGCUGUGAUACUUGGAGCUGUGCUGCACUAUCUUACCAUUCAGAUCAUGACCAGGGUCAACAGAUGGGUGUCCCUCAAGCUGUGUGACAUAGAGAAGACAAAUUCAUUUGCUGCCACAGAGAGGAGCUUUACGGUCAAGAUGUUCACCUUCCAGUUCUUCACUCUCUUCUCCUCACUCUUCUAUGUGGCCUUCUUCCUGGGCAGGAUAAACGGCCAUCCGGGGAACUAUGUGCGUAUCGCUGGAUGGAGACUGGAGGAGUGCCAUCCUAGUGGUUGUUUGACAGACCUCUUCAUCCAGAUGGCUGUGAUCAUGCUGCUCAAACAGACUCUCAACAACAUCUUUGAGUUUACUGGGCCCUGGUUGAAGAACUCUCUGAGUAGAAACCAUGCAAAGAAGCUGGAGAGGAAGUGUGGUCACUGUUACAGGAAGGCCUGCCGUGAUGAACAGGGACGUGUUGAACCGUGUGACAUCUGCAAACUUCGGGACUGGCUGCGUAAUUACCACCUGGCAAACACGGAUGCCUUCAGUCUGUUCAAUGAGUACUUGGAGAUGGUGGUCCAGUUCAGCUUCACCACCAUAUUUGUGGCAGCGUUCCCCCUCGCCCCCCUUCUGGCUCUCAUCAAUAACAUCUUUGAGAUCCGCCUGGACGCCAUCAAGAUGGUCCGCCUGGAACGGCGGCUGGUUCCUUGGAAGACUAACGACAUCGGUGUGUGGACGAAGGUGUUGGAGGUCAUCGGUGUGUUAGCAGUGAUUGCUAACGGUCUGGUCAUUGGAAUCACAUCAGACUUUAUUCCACGCCUCGUCUACCGUUACCUUUAUGGCCCCUGUACCAAUGGAAGCACUCAAACACACUGCAUGCAGGGCUACAUUAAUGACACUCUGUCCACGGCUUUUAUGACACACCAAGCAAUUAAAAAAGACUUUGGUUUAGAACAAAUGGUCUUAAACGGCUUCAACGUCACUCAGUGCAGCUACAGAGACUACAGGAGUGAUGAGGACUACGCUCUGACUUCUCAGUUCUGGUUGGUUUUAGCUGUGCGCUUUGCCUUCGUCAUCUUGUUUGAGCAUGUUGUAGUGGUGUGUAAGUUCAUAGUUGCCUGGUUCGUCCCUGACAAUCCCACUCAGGUGAAGAAUGAUCGGAUGCACGACAAACUGGCUCGGCUAAAGGAGGAGAUACGUGAAAUGAAACGCAGCAAAUCAACAGAAGUCUGACCAACAGCGGACCUCAGAUCUGCUUUCACUGAUGAGUCCUGACUGGUUUUUCAUGUGUCAAAAGAAGAUGUAUUCUUUUUAUAAUUUAUAUUUGAGACUGGACUGUACUAAACUCCAAUGUGUGAGGUGUCAGGGUUUCAUUGGAAUUGUUUUACUCUGCUGAUUUGUCAUUACACAACCAUUACCCUACAUGUAACAACACCUAACAAUCGUGUGAUGUUUUUAUAUUAAAAUGUAAAGUAUA
This is a messenger RNA of Perca fluviatilis (European perch), 2829 nucleotides long. It is a transcript of the gene ano9b, whose product is annotated as anoctamin 9b. Lineage: Eukaryota; Metazoa; Chordata; Actinopteri; Perciformes; Percidae. Bases 246 to 2585 code for a protein of 779 amino acids. The record is from RefSeq and is a predicted model, not a curated record. The transcript has 24 exons. Gene Ontology annotation, molecular function: chloride channel activity. Gene Ontology annotation, cellular component: plasma membrane. Gene Ontology annotation, biological process: chloride transmembrane transport.